UUUGAGGCAGGAAAAAACUGGCACUGAGCACUAGCGCAGCUUGCUAACGUUUACUUGUGUUAACAGGUUAGCAAUUAGUCGCUAGUUGAGUGAGUUUUACAGAAAGGUGAAUUUUACCCAAGUGCCCAAACAUCUGGGUAUGUAGUCGAUCAGUGAAUGUGUAUGAAUGUGGAUUUUGGUGUAGGCAGGGACGGCAGCUACGGGGAUUAGCAGUAAAAUGCUCGCAUACCUUUAGGCGGCUUGCUACUUAUCUCAUAAACGGGCAUUCUGGAGUGUUUUGAGUCGGAAGAAUCUUCAUCAUUUAUACGUGGAUUCUAUUACAAGCCUGAAACCGGUGUAAGCAGUCGGGUAGUGAAGCGUUUUGAGUUAACAAGCUCGCUGGGUCGCCUGCAAGUACAAGGUUAGCUGCUUAAAACGAGCCACCUGGACCCGAGCACCAUCGCGAGAGGGCUAUGUCUUCAGCAGCCACCACGCCCCCGUCGGUGGACAAGGUGGACGGCUUCUCCAGGAAGUCGGUCAGGAAAGUCAGGCAGAAACGAGCACAGAGCUCAUCUCAGUUCAGAUCACAGGAUAAGCCCAUCGAGCUGGUGCAGCUGCCACUACUGAAAGAUGUUUCUGCACAGGAGCAACCAGAGUUGUUCCUCAAGAAGCUGCAGCAGUGCUGUACUCUAUUUGACUUCAUGGACACACUGUCUGAUCUUAAAAUGAAAGAGUACAAGCGAUCCACCCUUAAUGAGCUGGUGGACUACGUCACCGUCAGCCGGGGCUACCUUACUGAACAGACCUAUCCUGAGGUUGUCAAAAUGGUGUCCUACAAUGUUUUUCGGACUCUUCCACCUAGUGACAGUAAUGAGUUUGAUCCAGAGGAAGACGAGCCCACGCUGGAGGCCUCAUGGCCACAUUUACAGCUUGUUUAUGAGUUCUUCAUUCGCUUCUUGGAAAGUCAGGAAUUUCAGCCCAGCAUUGCCAAAAAAUACAUCGACCAGAAAUUUGUAUUACAGCUCUUGGAGCUGUUUGAUAGUGAGGACCCUCGUGAGAGGGAUUGCCUGAAGACAGUUCUGCACCGAAUCUACGGCAAGUUCCUCGGCCUCAGGGCCUUCAUCCGCAAACAGAUCAACAACAUUUUUCUUUGUUUUGUGUAUGAAACAGAACACUUCAAUGGAGUAGCUGAACUGCUGGAAAUUUUGGGAAGCAUCAUCAAUGGUUUUGCUCUCCCUCUCAAAGCUGAACACAAGCAGUUUCUGGUCAAAGUGCUGCUGCCUCUGCACACAGUGAAGAGCUUGUCUCUCUUCCAUGCCCAGCUGGCUUAUUGUAUUGUACAGUUUUUAGAGAAAGACCCCACAUUAACAGAACCUGUGAUCAGAGGCUUGUUAAAGUUCUGGCCAAAAACCUGCAGUCAAAAAGAGGUUAUGUUUCUUGGAGAGUUGGAGGAGAUUCUAGAUGUGAUUGAGCCGACUCAGUUUGUUAAGAUACAGGAUCCACUCUUCAAACAGAUUGCUAGAUGUGUGUCUAGCCCACAUUUUCAGGUGGCGGAGCGAGCGUUGUACUACUGGAACAAUGAGUACAUAAUGAGUCUGAUUGAGGAGAACUCUAGCGUCAUCCUGCCCAUCAUGUUUGCCAGUCUCUACAGGAUCUCCAAAGAGCACUGGAACCCGGCAAUAUCAGCUUUGAUCUACAAUGUGCUCAAAGCAUUCAUGGAGAUGAACAGCGCUUUGUUUGAUGAACUAGCUGCCAACUACAAAUCAGACAGGCAAAGGGAAAGGAAGAAGGACAAGGAGCGGGAGGAUCUUUGGAGGAAGCUGGAGGAGCUGGAGCUUAGACGGGGCAUCCAGAACAGUGAUGGUGUCAUUCCCACCUAACAUGGACCUUGCUCCGCCAUUCAAUGUGGCCCCAUCCAAUCCCUUUCUACUUUGCUACAGGGACCCUGCCCCCUCUUUGCUUCUCAUGCAACGUACUUUACUGCACACUCCCUCGUUCAUUUCCUCCCUUUCAACAGCACUGUAAAUAACCCUCUCCCUCUUACCUGUAUCAUGCUACUACACUGCAAAGAAGGAAAAAAAAAAAAAAAGAA
Molecule: messenger RNA, 2071 nt
Organism: Myxocyprinus asiaticus (Chinese sucker)
Lineage: Eukaryota; Metazoa; Chordata; Actinopteri; Cypriniformes; Catostomidae
Gene: ppp2r5ea
Product: protein phosphatase 2, regulatory subunit B', epsilon isoform a
Exons: 14
Coding region: 453-1859 (468 amino acids)
Biological process (GO): signal transduction; protein dephosphorylation
Cellular component (GO): cytosol; nucleus; protein phosphatase type 2A complex
Molecular function (GO): protein phosphatase activator activity
Source: RefSeq, a predicted model, not a curated record